GAACAUUCUCAUCACAGUAAGGUAGUACCGUAACAGGCCGGAUCUCCCAUCAACAAGAGUACGUAACACGUACCGUAACAACAAUGUACGUACGGUACCCCACGACUUGAAAGGAAAUUGAAGCAAGUUUAUCUUAGUGUUAUCGUUGAGACCUUGAGUUCUGCAGUUUUGAAGUUUCUUUUACUGACAGAAAUUCCUUUCGUCGAAAGAGAAACGCUCCGGCUCCACUUUCUUUCAAGUUUUUCUGUAUUCUUUGUCGUCGUUGCUGACUGAAAGUCAAUUCGUCGGAGAAAAAUGGGUCGUUCAUCACGCAAGGAAAACAAGAAGACACAAAAAGGAACGAAGCUUCGACACCCCAAAAAGUCGAAAUUUUCUGUUCAUAACAUCAAUAGCAUUCGUCAACCUUUGAACCCGCCCCCUGGGAGUGGUUGUCCUACAAGCUAUAUCUACGGAGAUAAUGCAACCAAGGCGCGGAAGCUUAAAAAACUUGAAAAGGGAAGAAAGAAGAAUAAUAAGAAGGGAUUUGUUGCACGGAAAAGGGGGAAGAGGCUAUUUAUUGCUAGAUUUCCAGUCGUUGGUCCAGGGUCGACAAAAGUACCAUGGCUGUUGGGGAAGAGCCUACCUCGAGGGGAGAAAAAGAAAAACCAGCAAGGGGGAAAGCAGCAAACGAGAAAAAUUCUGAACGGUGCCUUCUGCGUCAAUGAAUCGACGUUGAAUUUUCUAAAUGCAGAAUUAGAAUUCUUUUCUGAUUAUGUCAGACUGUCUCGACAUGAAAAAAUGGCCCGAGAGCAUAUGAUUCAUCAAAUUAAAAAAUCUUGCAAAAAUCUUUUUGGAGUGGAUGAUUCACAGUGCCAGGUUUUUGGUUCAUUUGCAGCCCAACCUGUAUGUAUUUUUGACAGCGACAUUGAUCUCGCGAUAUGGGGAGUUGUUGAGCCCGAUGACGACGAGGAGGAGGGCGACGACAACAAUCAAUUGAAAAGGCAUCUCGUCAUGAAAGGAGACAAACUCACAGCCGAAGAUGACCCAAAUGAUAAAAGUAGGAAGAAACAAGAACGUGUUUUGAAAUGGAAAGCGCUAAUCGACGAUGCAGCAAAAAAUGAGAGAAAGGACAAGGAUUUAUUAGAAAGGGUAUCCGCUGAUCUUGCCACCGAAAAAAUAUGUGGAGAAGGAAGCGCCAAAUCACCGCUGUUUGUUCUCGACCGUACUGGAGAUACGCCUUCAAAAUCGUCUGAUGAAAUAUGUGAUAGUCCGUUGGAUGAUACUACUUUGAGACCACGCUUUGUCAACAACGUCCAAAACGAUUGUAACAGUGACGAAUCUUUCAGUGAUAGCAAAGAGAACCAUAAUAGCGACUACGACUCCAAAAGCGAAAGUACGGAUGAUGACAGUGCGGACAAGCUAGAAAACUAUUUUCCUCAUCAAUGCCAUAAUAAUCCUGAAGUCGAAACAAACAAUUUAGAGGCACGCUCUGAUCCUGUUAGUAGAGAAAACCAUCACGGCAAUUUUGAUUGCAACGACCACAACAAAAACGAUGAAGAAAUGAUCCAUAAUGAUGGCGCAGUCAAACAAAGACCAAGGGGUCAGAGCUUGGUUAGUUUGUCAUCGUCUACCACUUGUAGCGUUGAGGCAAAAUUGGACGAGUCUGAAAUGGAAGUGUCGUUUGUCGUAGAGGGAAACAAGCAUAAAAUGAGAGAUAAGCUUGGCCCUAGUGGCAGAACGAGAACGCUUGUUGUUCGGUCGUUAUUCAAGCUGACAAGAUCACUCAGAUCGCUCUCGAGUCAGAUACAUGUACGCAGCAAGGCUCGUGUUCCUAUCAUCAAUAUGGUUUCAAAUUUCGGUUUCGAAUGUGAUAUUGCUUUGGGUGGACACAACGGGACAGAUACCAGUAGUUACGCUUCAACGCAACUAUCUAGGUUCAAAAGGUAAGAAAAUCUAUCUAGAAUCCUUUUGGCUUCUUUUUGACCGUCUCCAUCCGAUCUUAAACAAACAAAUGGUAUGAUUAAAUUAAUUUCUCAACCAAUUAUUCAGUUUUUCAACGACCGUAGUGUUCUUGAAGGUCUUGCUCAGUCAGCAGGGACUCGACAAGCCAUUUACAGGAGGACUAGGAUCAUAUUCGCUCUAUGUUUUGGUCGCAAGCCAUGUAAGUCAUCAAUCGCGUCAAAACAUUCUCUUGUAUCCAAGACUGUGAAUUUUCUCACACAUAUAACCUUCACUGACUAUUUCGUGAAUCGCUCCCCCAUCUUUCCCUAGAUUGAGCAUCACCUUGCCAUGGGAGGAGAUGAUACUCCGGGAGAGGUACUUUAUUCUUUCUUUUUCCGAUAUGGUGCCGUGAAACAUUCAAAUCCAAAAAUUUCUCCUUCGUGUAGAACACCUUUGUCACAAGAGUCGUUCAUUCAAACAGAGGAUGGUGGGUCGAUAGAUCUGAAAUUUUGUUUCCAGAUCGAAAAUUGUGUCACCAUAUUUCAUGAAUGCUGGCGGACACUUCAAAAGAGACUGUCAAAGGAACAGAAAUUUUCUAUCCUGCAAUACAUAAUUGAUGCGUUGAAACUAGAGGUCAGUCGAAGUCAAAGAAAAAAUCAAGCUGACAUGAAGAGAUUWGACAGGUAUUCGCAUUUUACAAAACMAUAUAAUGGAAACAGUAGAGAACAGAAAAGGGGCGAGGAUGAAGACAACGAGGCCAGAGAAUUAAUACGUGGAUACAGCCAGAAGGUUGAAGCAUUUUUGCCAGUUACCGAAAGUCCCAAAAAGAAAGGAACAAAAAAGAAGAGAAAACGCCAAAAACGUACCUAGUAAUUAAAGUAAACACCAAAGA
Pseudo-nitzschia multistriata is the source of this 2812-nucleotide messenger RNA. NCBI's taxonomy places the organism in Eukaryota, Bacillariophyta, Bacillariophyceae, Bacillariales, Bacillariaceae. The record is from the annotation of a GenBank genome assembly.